Messenger RNA from Penicillium canariense, 1311 nucleotides. RefSeq lists its product as uncharacterized. Gene Ontology annotation, cellular component: RNA polymerase I core factor complex. The coding region runs from base 1 to 1311 and encodes 436 amino acids. The record is from RefSeq and is a predicted model, not a curated record. NCBI's taxonomy places the organism in Eukaryota, Fungi, Ascomycota, Eurotiomycetes, Eurotiales, Aspergillaceae. Gene Ontology annotation, molecular function: RNA polymerase I core promoter sequence-specific DNA binding; TBP-class protein binding; RNA polymerase I general transcription initiation factor activity. The transcript has a single exon. Gene Ontology annotation, biological process: transcription initiation at RNA polymerase I promoter; nucleolar large rRNA transcription by RNA polymerase I.
AUGGCGCCUGCCCUGUCGGCUUCCUUCUUUUCUCUGCCACUGCCCUCCUGGCUGCAGCCGACGAGCACUCGUGUCGCGCAAUAUGAUCGCCGAAAACGUAAGAAGGCCGACGAGUGGACCGAUCGGGAGGGCGAUGGUGCAUAUACGACAGAUGCCACGUCGGCUGGGGAGUCCGGUCUUGUUGGGCCGUCUCUGAUUUUGACGCCGAACGAGUCCCACCAGUACCGGAUCGCUGGUCUCUCUUUUGACCAGGAAUUGCCUGGUGGCAAUUUCCCCCAUGGGCCAGCAAAGGACGACCAUUCCAGACAGGAAGCCAAAGUGCCAGGCCAGCACUUCAGAGACCUGUCCGCAUUAUCGUCCCCCAUCUACCCACCGCAGUCUGCGGCGCACCAAGGCACCAUUCGCCUUCAGCACUUGUCGGUUUUAACCGCCAUUCUACACCGUUGCCUCCUCCAAGGAGAUUAUAUUCGUGCUGGAAGAGCAUGGGGCCUGAUUCUGCGAGAAGAGUUCCGUAGCUUCCCGGUGGAUGCCCGCAGUGAAGGAAGGUGGGGAAUUGGAGCGGAGAUUCUGUUUCGUCGCGGUCAACAAGAAGCCUCGACACAGUCUCCUCGCCCGCUACCCGAUACUUCGAAUAGCCGCAAUGAAACGUCUUUACCAUUCACAAAGAAAGGGUUCGAGGAGGCGAAAGAAUACUACGAAAGGUUGAUAUUAAAUCAUCCGUAUUCGAAAAGUGCCCCACAUGCCGUGUCUACUUUACACUUCUACCCCGCGAUGUUCGGACUCUGGAUCUAUGUCACCCAGGAGGAGAGUCAUACGGCAAGGAGUAAUAUCACGCUUGACACUGAGGACUCCUCUGACGACCUUUCCAGCGGCGAGGGCUCCUCGGUCGAUUUUGACCGUCGGGAGUCAAACAAAAAACAGGCUCUCGUUGCUGGGAUCAGAAGGCAGGAGUUGGAAGAAGCACAGAAAAUUGCAACACGCAUGGACAUGCUGCUUGGAUCUCCUCCGUAUUCUGAUUCCCCAGAAUUACUGGAGCUGCGAGGCAUGGUUUCGCUUUGGAUCAGUGAUCUGUUGAUCUCAUCUCUGAUGACUCCACCGGAAACUGUGGACGAGUACGACCCGGAUGCAAUGCAUAUGGAUGAUCUAUCGAGUUCUCUUGAAACAAGACGCGAACAAAGACUCGCGAUGGAAAAAAGGGAGGCGGAGGUGCAAAAAUCAAAGGAUUUUCUGGAAAAGGCACAAAAACGUGGACGAGGUGUCGCGUACAAUCUGGCGCAUUUCCACCUUGGCGAAGAUUCACAUUCUGACUGA